Molecule: messenger RNA, 2211 nt
Organism: Hylaeus volcanicus
Lineage: Eukaryota; Metazoa; Arthropoda; Insecta; Hymenoptera; Colletidae
Exons: 10
Coding region: 423-1649 (408 amino acids)
Biological process (GO): sensory perception of smell; detection of chemical stimulus involved in sensory perception of smell
Cellular component (GO): plasma membrane
Molecular function (GO): olfactory receptor activity; odorant binding
Source: RefSeq, a predicted model, not a curated record
UCACUUUUCCGCGUAUUAAAUUUAUACUGCUCUUUAUCUUUGGUCGUCAACUACCAUUAGCUAUAGAUGCGCGUGGAGUGAUCACUUGACAAGUACGCAUUACGUGGAUCCUUUUUCAUCGAUCGAUCACUACGGGGGAUAAGAAAAUGAGACCUUUUUGCGUUCACUAUAGGCACCUAGUAAUUUGCUAAAAUCCACUUCCGCGAUGGAUAUUGUGAUUGACAAUUUUUUUUUUUGAAUUUAUAAAAGAGAUGUCUCUUUGUACGAUUAGUAGCCUACGAUGAGAUACUACUAAUAAAAGUUCCACUUACGAGCUGCGCACUUUAUCGAGACAGUUGCGCUGUAGGUAUCAUCGUGGAUCAUCUGUUUGCAUUUCACGGUGUCGCAUCGAAUCGAUUGAAAAAUAUAUUAAGGGAAUUGAUAUGAAGAGAAUGACAUCAACCGUGCUCCAGGUAGACGAUAGGAAUGGAAGUGGCGUAUUCAACAUCCCUUACUACAGAGUGCUUAAAAAGUAUAUGAUUAUCAUGGGACAAUAUCCAACUCAAUCAGCUUUGGUGAAUAAUUGUUGCGUAACCGUAUUGGUGGCGAGUAACAUUAGUCUUAUACUACCAACGUUGUUCCAAAUGUACAUAUCGAUGCGCGCGAAGGAUUUCGAUGGAAUCCUCGAGUGCCAACCGCACUUAUUUACAACCGCUAUAAGUGGUUUCAAGUUAUUAAGUCUCCAUGUGAACAAGGAAUAUUUGAGGAAAAUGUUUGUCUCUGUGGAAGAAGAAUGGAAGCUGCUGAAAUUUAACGGUAGCUUGUGCACUCUGGAUGACAUUACCAAAUCCGGAAGUAAAAUUGCGCAACUCUACAGAGGUAGCCUGUUGUCAUUCUUGUCAGUAUUCGUAAUGCUACCGUUGGUCAAUCCUAUGCUGGAUAUCGUUAUGCCACUGAACGAAACCAGACCUCGACAACAAGUAUUUAAACUUUAUUACUUCGUGAACAACGACGAUCAUUUUUUCCCCAUAUAUUUCCACGCGAGUAUAUGUUCGAUUUGUGCUAUACUGAUGAUAAUCACUUUCGAUUCUGUGUUCAUGGUGAUAUCUCAUCACGCCUCUGGAUUAUUUGCCAUAUGCGGAGAUAAGAUUAAGAAAUCGACGGAAAAUAAUCGAACUAAAAUUGGAGUUGCUGAGUGGGACGAUGGAUACGAAGAAGCCAGAAAAUGCGUGGCGGCACACAAGAAAGCUAUCGAGUUUUUCAAGAUGCUGGAGCAAGUGACUGAAAAGCUUUACCUACUUCUGAUUGGAGGUAACAUGAUCGGUAUAUGCGUAACAGCUUUUCAAGUAAUCGUACAUUUAAAUGAACCCGACGAAGCUAUCAGAUAUGUUGUUUUCUGUGUUGCCCAGAACUUUCAUCUAUUCUACAUCAGUAUACCCGGACAGAUAAUUGCUGAUCGUAGUUUUGAACUCGGCACUAGUAUGUAUUGCUCUGCAUGGUAUCGAACUUCGAGGAGAGUACAAAGAGUACUUGGUAUGAUGCAACUAAGAUCCAGUAAACCGUGUGAAUUAAUUGCAGGCGGAGUAUAUAAAGUAAACAUCGAAAAUUUCGGAGCGACUUUCAAAACGUGCAUGUCAUAUAUUACGAUGUUGCUGUCGAUGAGAGAAUAGUCCCUCGUUAUACCUGCCCAUAACGUGUUUUCGUUGGACAAAAAUACUAUAUUGAUUAUUCGACGUUCACAGGCUAAACUGCAUGCAAUUCAAGUGGUAUUUGAUUUAAGUAGAUUUCGUCAUUACGAUAGAGAUACAUAGUUGAUCAAAUUAGUUAAACCGUAUGGUCCUCCAAACGAGACACCAUUGGCCAGAUAUUUCAUAAGUGUUGAGUUGGUGUUGUAUUGUGUUCAUCGUAAAAUUUCAACUAAAAUAAAGUUAUAUUCUUCUAUAGAUAAUCCUUAAAUCCUCUUACUCAAACACAUUAUUUAUAUAAUUUAUUGAGUAUUAUUUGAGACGUAUCUUUUGCAUGUCUAUGUACAGCAUGUAAACGAGUAAUAGGUUUGUUCACAUUAUCAAUCGUAACUCAUUAAUCAUAAGUAUGUGCUUAGUCUCUAUACCAAAAAAGGAGCGUUGUAAGCAUUAUUUUAUUGUAAAGUUUUGAACUUAUUAUUUUCUUAGACACUACUGGUAUUGCUAAUGCUACAGUAUUCCAUUCAUUAUCCUUGGAUCGUGGAAAUUA